CCUUUUUUCAGGCUCCUGAACCUGCGCAAGCUGGGGCUGAGUGACAAUGAAAUCCAGAGACUUCCCCCUGAAGUUGCCAACUUCAUGCAGCUGGUGGAACUGGACAUCUCCCGUAACGACAUUCCAGAAAUUCCUGAAAGCAUCAAAUUCUGCAAAUCCUUGGAAAUCGCAGACUUCAGUGGGAAUCCUCUCUCCAGGCUUCCAGAGGGCUUCACACAGCUUCGGAGCCUGGGCCAUUUGGCCUUGAAUGACGUGUCCCUGCAGAGCCUCCCCAACGACAUUGGGAAUUUGGCAAACCUGGUGACUUUGGAGCUACGUGAGAACCUGCUAAAGACUCUCCCCACUUCACUCUCCUUCCUUGUCAAGUUAGAACAGUUGGAUCUUGGUGGCAAUGACCUGGAAGUACUGCCGGAUACUCUGGGAGCGCUACCAAACCUGCGUGAGCUUUGGUUAGACCGGAACCAGCUCUCAUCCCUGCCUCCAGAGCUGGGCAAUCUCCGCCGUUUGGUCUGCCUGGAUGUGUCGGAGAACAAGCUGGAGCAGUUGCCCAACGAGGUCAGUGGGCUGGUAGCACUGACGGACUUGCUCCUGUCGCAGAACCUGUUGGAAUGCAUUCCGGAUGGGAUUGGUCAGCUGAAGCAGCUCUCCAUCCUCAAGGUGGACCAGAAUCGGCUGACAGAGGUGACAGAGUCAAUUGGGGACUGCGAAAAUCUGUCAGAACUCAUCUUGACAGAGAACAUGCUGACAGCCUUACCAAAGUCCCUUGGCAAGCUGGCCAAGCUGACGAACCUGAACGUGGAUCGGAACCGGCUGACAUCCCUCCCGGCUGAGAUUGGAGGCUGUGCCAAUCUGAACGUGCUGUCCUUGCGAGACAAUCGCCUGGCCCUCCUGCCACCAGAGCUUGCCAACACCACUGAGCUUCACGUCCUGGACGUGGCCGGGAACAGACUGCAGAACUUGCCGUUUGCUUUGACAAACCUUAACCUGAAAGCCCUGUGGCUGGCAGAGAAUCAGUCCCAGCCUAUGCUGAAAUUCCAAACGGAAGAUGAUGAAAAGACAGGAGAGAAGGUUCUCACUUGUUACCUGCUUCCCCAGCAGCCCUCUCCUAGCCUAGAGAAUCUUUUGCAGAACAGUGUGGAUGAGAGCUGGACGGACACCAAUUUAAAUAGAGUCAGUGUGAUUCAGUUCCUGGAUGAACCCAAAGUAGAUGAUGAAGAGGAGUCUGGAGCUGAGAGACGGGGCUUGCAGCGCAGAGCGACCCCGCACCCCAGCGAGCUGAAGGUUAUGAAGAAAGUGAUUGAAGUUCGGCGCAGCGAGGGUUACGCCGCAAAGGCUGACGCGGACCUGCAUUCUCCGAACUCAGAAGAGAAGAGGCUGAGCGCCACGUCGAAUCGCAGCGAGGAUUCCCGCCUUUCCAACAGCACCGCCUCUGCUGACUGCAGAGGAGAGGAGCAGGGAGAGCAGGGAGACAGGAGGUGGCCGAACGGGCAGGUGCCUGAGAUGCAGGAGCUGGAGAAGGAGGCAAAGCCCCGAGCGGAAGAGGAGCGUAAGGAAGCUGCUGACCAGGAGGAGGAAGAUGUGGAAUACAAUGAGGUAGGAGCCGAGGAGCUGCAGCAGUAUCAUGAUAAAAAGUGGAAGGACUGGAAAGUUUUGGAGAAAAUGCCCACUGUACACUUUGCUGAGGACACACUAAUACGGAGUGAGGAUGAGGAUGAAGAUGAAGAGAGACCAUUCCCAGUGGAGAAGCAGAGGCUUAUCCGCAAGGACACGCCCCAUUAUAAGAAACAUUUUAAGAUAACUAAACUGCCCAAGCCAGAGGCAGUGGUGGCACUCCUCCAGGGGCUGAACAGUGAUGGAGUCCCCAAAGAGGAAGAGGAGUUGGGAGGCUGCAAUAACAACACGGAGCCUGAUGAUCACGAGGAAGCGUGGGAUGAGGAUGACAGAAAGAAUGGAGCUUUAUCUGCUCAGCCAUCAGUGAAGGGGGUGUCGUUUGAUCAAGCCAAUAAUCUGCUGAUUGAACCUGCUCGCAUUGAGGAGGAAGAGCUGACGCUGACUAUCGUGCGGCAGACGGGGGGGCUGGGCAUCAGCAUCGCGGGGGGCAAGGGCUCCACCCCCUAUAAGGGAGAUGACGAGGGCAUCUUUAUUUCCCGCGUGUCGGAAGAGGGUCCUGCAGCUCGUGCUGGGGUUCGUGUCGGGGACAAGCUUCUGGAGGUAAACGGCGUGUCCCUGCACUGCGCUGAGCAUCACGUGGCGGUGGAAGCGCUGCGUGGGUCGGGAAGCUCCGUGUCCAUGACAGUUCUGCGGGAGCGGAUGGUGGAGCCAGAGAAUGCCAUCACAGUCACGCCGCUGCGCCCUGAGGAUGACUACAGCCCUCGGGAGAGGCGAGGUGGGCUGCGCUUCCCGGAGCGGCCCGAGGGGACACCUCCCACGGAGAGAUAUUCCACCUGCCUCGUGCGCAACGAGAAGGGUCUGGGCUUCAGCAUCGCUGGUGGCAAAGGCUCCACGCCCUACCGGGCCGGCGACACGGGGAUCUUCAUCUCACGGAUCGCAGAGGGUGGUGCGGCCCAUCGGGACGGGAUCCUGCACGUAGGAGACCGGGUCAUCUCGAUCAAUGGGGUAGACAUGACAGAAGCCAGGCAUGAUCAGGCAGUAGCGCUGCUUACCGCAUCCUCCCCCACCAUCGUGCUGCUGGUAGAGAGAGAGGGUGCAGAGCAGCUCAGCGAGGGAGACUCGCCAGGCGUGCCACGAGUGCGCAUGCACUCCCCACCACCACCCCCCAGCCAUGGGGAGAGCCCACCAGAGGAGACGCCUUUGCUGCAAAGGAACCAUCUGUCUAAAGGCCUGGAGGAUCAGUAUCCCAUUGAGGUCAUUCCCCGUGGACUGGCAUCUCGCAGUGGGCUCCGUGUAGGGGACAGGAUCCUGGAAGUAAAUAGUAUUGACCUGCGCCAUGCUACCCACCAGGAGGCAGUGAAUGCCCUGCUCUCCAACACCCAGGAGCUGACGAUGUUAGUAAGGCGAGAUCCACCACCACCUGGUAUGCAGGAAAUAUGCAUUGAGAAGGCUCCAGGAGAAAAGCUGGGCAUCAGCAUCCGAGGUGGAGCAAAAGGUCAUGCUGGAAAUCCAUUUGAUCCCACUGAUGAAGGCAUCUUCAUCUCUAAGGUGAGCUCCUCGGGGGCUGCGGCCCGGGAUGGCCGUCUGAAGGUGGGAAUGCGGAUCCUGGAGGUGAAUCAUCAGAGUUUGCUGGGAAUGACACACACAGAGGCCGUACAGAUACUCCGGAGUGUGGGUGACGCGCUCCUAGUGCUGGUGUGCGAUGGCUUUGAUCCCAAGGCUGCAGCUGCCAUCGAGAUGUCCCCAGGAAUCAUUGCAAACCCUUUUGCUGCUGGUAUUGGACGCAAGAAUAGCCUGGAAAGUAUCUCUUCUAUUGAUCGGGAUUUAAGCCCUGAAGAACUGGAGAUCCUACAGAAGGAGAUGGAAAUGGUGAAAGAAGCAACUCAGUGGGAGAGAGAAGAAGUGGAGAAAGUGAACGCCACCAGUGAACCUCUGAGACUGGACUACCGGACCCUGGCUGCUUUGCCCAGCAGUGGCUUACAGAGAAUCAACCGCACCGCUCCUGCCGGCGAGUCUGGGACAGGAAAUUCCAGGCGUGAAACCCCCUAUUCUCCUGGUAACCAGCAGGCUUCCAUUAACUUCAUUACAUCGCAGGACGACAGUAAAUCACAAAAGCCACCUUCACCACCGUCUCCUGACGAGAUCCCCUUCAAUGUCAAGCAAGCGUACAAGACCUUUGCAGCAGUGCCCUUGUCACACCCUCUGCUCGAGACACAGGAAUUGCCGGGUCAGACCAGCACAGAGAAUCCCAAAACUGCCCCGGAGGUGGCCGCCCACAGCCCCGCAGGACUGCACAGCCCCGAGCAGAGAUCCUUCCGCGAGAGGCAGAAGUACUUUGAAAUCGAGGUGAAGCAGCAGCAGAUGGAUAAGCCUCCCAAGCGUGUCUCCUUGGUAGGAGAGGAUGACCUGAAGAAAAUGAAAGAGGAGGAAGCUCGAAAACUGCAGCAGAAACGCAGCCUUUUGCUGGAGGAAGAGGCAGAAGAGGACGAGAUGGUGAAGCAGGUGCAUGAGAGGAGCACGCAGUCCAGCGUCAUCAUCGAAGGAGUUGAGUACAAGAUUGAGAGACUAAAUGGAAGGAGCGUCCAGGCUCCAGCAACGCGGCCCUCGGAGGUCAGUGAGAACAGCAGCUCACAGAGAAACUCCCUGGAAGAGGGAAUCAAGCCCGAACAGAGAACCAGCUCCAUGUCUGGGUUGAGUCCAUUAUAUCUUGGAGCAGGGGAUCCAGUGGCACCUGUGCGGACAGCCAAAGCUGAACGGCGGCACCAGGAGCGAUUGCGCAUGCAGAGUCCUGAGCUUCUGAGUAGUCAAGAGAAGGAGCUUUCUCCAGCAGAACGUCGUGCUCUGGAGGCAGAGAAACGAGCCAUGUGGAGGGCAGCACGGAUGAAAUCGCUCGAACAGGAUGCUCUUAAAGCCCAAAUGGUUAUUGCCAAGUCCAAGGAGGGGAAGAAGCGCAGCACGCUGGAGCAGCUGGCGGAGUCACCUUCACCUGCUCCUACCCCGUCGCCAACGCCACUGGAAGAUUGCAGUCCCAGAAACGUCACCUCACCGGGAAGGCUGUCACCUGAUGCAGCUGAUGACCUCAGAUACGUAGAUGACCGAAACAACUCAG
Tauraco erythrolophus (red-crested turaco) is the source of this 4720-nucleotide messenger RNA. NCBI's taxonomy places the organism in Eukaryota, Metazoa, Chordata, Aves, Musophagiformes, Musophagidae. The record is from RefSeq and is a predicted model, not a curated record.